ACGAAAAGUAGCCGGCGGUAAAAGUUCAAGUAGCCGGCGGAACUCCGCCGGCCGCCGGCUUAUUCUGAAACCCCUGACCUCUGGCUUUUGUUUUUACACUAAAUCUUGUAAUUUCCUGAAAAUACAGUACCUAUAUACUUCAAAAAUACAGGGUUAUGGUGAUAAAUAUUUAUUGCCGAUAGAACUAAUGUUACAUAUAUGGUCGAAAAAUUCACAACGCUACUAUAUUUCACAAACUUCGAUUUUGUCAGACUGUCGACCUGUGGCAUCUAUAUUUUGCCGAUUACAUACAAUAAUAUUAUGCUUCAAACAUGGAUGUUGAAAUUUAUUGCUGAUAGUACAGUCUUGCCUUCGAACAUUUUAUUAAGCAAGGUUGUGCUACGUUCAGUAUCUGGAUCUGAAAUCUAAAGACCUGUUUACACAGUCGGUAUGCUCAGUUUAGGUACCCGUGCCAUUUUUAAUUAUGUGCCUAAUUACAAAGGCUAGACACAGAUAAAUUUGGUGCGGGUACCAGUUUUAACAGUGUCGUACCCAAAAUUGAGCGUAGUGUAAACGGGGUUUAAAUGUGCAAAAUUACCUUUUCUCCAGAUACUCAUAAAAAUAGGUAAGCUAAGCGUACAUGUAUUUGCGCAAAGAGGUUACUGUGAAAAACUGCAUUCACAUUUUACUGCCCCCUUCUCCCACCUGAAUAAUGUAGAUGGCACGGAAAAAUUGAAAUCGUUACCUACAAUAUUAUAUGAUAGCAUAUUAGAUGAUUGCAUGAUUGUUAAGCAGACCUACCCCCCCCCCCCCAGGCCUGCACAACCUCAGUCGAAACAGUUUACAGGUACCUUGCUCCCUGGUCAACUUCGAGAAUCAUUUUGAUCACAUCAAAAGUUAAUAAAACGUUUCAAUAGACAAUUCCCAUUACAGACUAAUUUUAAAACUAGGCCAGGAGAUGCAAGUAAAUCACCACAGCUACAAAGAGCAUACAAAAGUGAGUAAAAUUGCAAAGUUUGGUUGCGAAAUGUUGCAAAAUGCGGAAAAUAUAGCCUUACAAAGUUUGCAAAUUUUGUAUACUUUUGAUAGCAAUUUCCGCACGCAAUAUUUUCCUCAUUUUACAGCAUUUCGCGACCAAACAUUCCCAUUUUACUCAUUUUUGUGUGCUCUUUCUAGCUGUGGUGAUUUAUUUGCAUCUCCUUGUCCAUAGUUUUAAAAUUAGUUUAUAAUGGAAAUUGUCUAUUACUUACUAAAAAACUCUUUCAAAUUCGAAAUACAAAAAAAACCCAUGAAAAUGCGUUGGCUAUGAUGCUUGAUUCCCAUCGUAAAAUUUUCAAAAAACGGCCAUAAUUACAAUCCGCACUCAUUUCUUGUCAGACAAUGAAAUAAAUAAUUUAUUUCAUGAUUGACUAGAAGUUAACAACAGUAAUCCAAAUAAUUACUCGCAUCGUAACAAUAUAUCUGCAUGCCCAGAUAAAAGAAAAAAGGUGCGGACAAAAAUGUCCCAAAAUAUAAUAAUUUCCUCCAGGGUUAUAUAUUAAUGAAGUGAAAAAUUUCAUUUAAUUAUCUUAAUACUGUUUCAUAAAUUUGAAAUCUAGGACACUGGCAGAUUUUUGUUCACUUAAUGGAAAACUCUGAAAGCUCAGCCAACACUACAACACCCUAUCCUGAAACUCUUGAUAGAAAAGGAAACAGUCUUUAUCAUUUGGUGGCGUCUGGCGAAAGAAUGUGGCAUCAUACAGUUGAAGGAGCAGAUCUUCUUAGGAAGUACAAGGUUGACCCAACAACAAGGAACAAAGACGGAAAGACUCCAUUAAUGAUGAUACGUCUGAGCAGUGACCCCAGGUAUCGCUUGAUUGACGAAAGUGUUAAAAGCUUUGCACCAGAUAAUCCUAAGAAAAAGAAGAAACGCAAAAAGAAAAAGAAAAGCAACGAGAAAAUUGCCAUGCCGACUCCAAGCAAAUGCAAGAAAGAUAAAGAUAAAGAUGUGAACCAUGUUAUACCAAGCGUCGAGGAAAACCCAGCUCCUUCAGUGCAUUGUCCAACCGAGAUUGAAAAAUUACGUGAAAAGAUUUCCCAAGCUAUCGAACGUUUGGAAAUUAAAAGUGCAAAUGAAACGAAACAAUCAGAGCGCAGUGAAGUUAAGGAAACGGGUGAAAUUGAUCAGAAUAUUGCCACCAAUAGCAAUGAAACUAUUUCUCCUGAAGAGUUGAUCGUCAACACGUUGGCAACCGAGGACGAAGUGGUUGAAGAUAAAAGACCUCUUCCAGCGCAAAGUUUUAAUGUUGAUCAUGAAGAUUAUGAAGAGGUAAAUGAUGAUGUGGAUGAUGAUGAUGUGUGUGACGACAUGCUUGAUAAUCUAACAUGGGAAGUGGAAUGCACCUCUGAAGUGUGGAAAAAACUCAAGAACAAAAAGUUACCAUGUGACAAGAAGAGGCAAAUUGUGAGAAUAAUCCGACAAUUGGCAAAUGGACAAAUGCGAGGAAGCCGAGCCAAACGAUUGGUAAUUGCUAAGGAAUCAAAAAUACGUUUGUUUGAAGCGAAACUUGAUAAAUCAGCUCGUAUUUUAUGGGAACGGGCGAUCGCUUUCUCCCCUCGUUGCAGCGCCUUAUCAGAUAACAAAAAUGAAAAUGGAGGUGGAAUUUAUACCGAAGUAAUUAGAAUUUGGGACAUUGUAUUCGACCAUGACACAGUGCCUAGGAAGAUCGAGAAAAUUGUUCGCUCCUAUAAUCGUGGUACGAGUUGUUUCAUCAAGAAGAAUCUUAAAGGGAUCCCAGUCGAUAGUUCAUCAAUGUCAAAAAAUAAUGAUCAAGAUUGUAUACCUAAAAUAUACGUCACGAGAGAGGAUAACGACCAACAGGUUGAGGAAAGUAAAAAACCGUGUAGAUCUACUGAAUUGUCUAAGAUGUUCUUUCCACCUGGAAGCCCGGAAGAAACUGAGUAUCACAUACUUAAGUUUUACGCAUUCUCCAACGCCAUGGUUAACGCUAUGCUUGAUAAUCAAACUAAGACAAGUUUUGAUUUUCCUUUUCGUGUAUCUGAACUGGAACACUCUGUUAUUAAUCUGGCACCAAAACGAACGACCUCAAUUCUCCUGCUUGGACGUAGUGGAACAGGAAAAACAACAUGUUGUCUUUAUCGUUUGUGGAAUAAUUAUCAAACAUAUUGGCAGCGGAACACGCUCGAUGAACCUAGUAUUCCAAAUGUUGCACAAUUUAUUCCACGAGGGACCGAUGUAAUCCCUGAUGCUGAAAGCGAAGAAGAAGGUGGGAAUGAAGCGUCCGUGCGUGAAGAAAGAAGUAGUACCUCGUCGCACGAUGCCAUAGAAGAUGAUCAAGGCUGCUCAAGCUCUAGUUUACAGCAAAAUUCCAGGCCACCAAUGGAACAAGGUGCUAACCAAAGCGAUGAAAUUGAGGAUGUACCGGCUGCUGGGAGCGAACAAACUUUAGAACAUCUUCAUCAAGCAUUUAUCACAAAGAACGCGGUGUUGUGUAAAGAAGUUCAGAAGAAUUUCAUCGAGUUAAGUCAGGCAUGUUUUACAACACAAAAUCAUGUUGACAAUCAGCAAUCCUCGUCAGUUUACAAAUUUGAUCAACUUGAAGAACAAGCAUGGCCUUUGUUUAUUUGUUCUCGUGACUGGCUGUUAAUGUUAGAUGCAUCCUUGCCUGGUAAACCGUUCUUCCCGAGAGACGAAGAUGGCAAAUUGGAAAGAUCUGUCAAAGGUUGGGGUGAAGAAGAUAACAAUCUGCAAGAAAUACCAGUAGACUAUUCCGAAGAUGAAGAUGAAGACGAUGAAGAAAUUGAAAGCAAGCCCACGGCAGAUCGCGAGCUUAUAGCAGAAGGUGAAGCGGAUCUUCGACGGGAAAUUACGUAUCAAGUGUUCAAGAAUGAGCUGUGGCGGAAAAUGACAAAGAAAAAGAAAGUGGAUUAUCAUCCUAGUCUUGUGUGGACAGAGAUAAUAUCGUUCAUUAAAGGAUCUGUCGAAGCACUUCAUAGUGACAGUGGUUACAUAACGUUGGAAGAAUAUCAGACCAUAGGAAACAAGAGGGCACCAAGUUUUACUGCGGAUCGAGAAACUAUCUAUGAAUUGUUUUUGGCUUACCAACGCAUUAAACGCCGUGAGGGUAUGUUCGAUGAAGCCGACGUGGUUCACAACAUUUAUCAUCGCCUCGAACAUCACGUCCCAGCAUGGUCUAUUCACGAGAUUUAUGUGGAUGAGACACAAGACUUCACUCAAGCUGAGCUGUCUGUUAUCAUUCGUUCAUGUCGUAAUCCUAAUAGAUUAUUCUUUACUGGAGAUACUGCUCAGAGUAUUAUGAGAGGAAUUGCCUUCCGCUUCAGUGAUCUCAGAUCCCUAUUCUACUAUAUGAAAGAAUCUGUUAAAUCUGUUGGCCAAGAAGCAGAAGUCGUUGUUCCUGACAGAGUUUACGAACUCACUCACAAUUAUCGAUCUCAUGCUGGUAUCUUGAACUUAGCUUCAAGUGUCACUGAUUUGUUAUCUCACUUUUUCCCCGAGUCGUUUGAUAAAUUGGCGCGUGACCAGGGAUUGUUUGAAGGUCCUAAACCAGUCCUUUUGGAGUCGUGUAGUUUCAGUGAUCUCGCUGUAAUUCUUCGUGGUCACAAGAGGAAAACUUCACCAAUAGAAUUUGGCGCUCAUCAAGUCAUUCUUGUUGCUUCUGAUGAAGUUCGAGAUUCACUUCCUGAAGAACUGAGUCUUGCUCUGGUCAUGACCAUUUAUGAAGCAAAGGGUUUAGAAUUUGACGACGUAUUGAUAUACAACUUUUUCAAAGACUCGCAGGUAAGAAUGUCAAUAUGUAAGGUCGUGCAUUAAUUAAUAUUCAGAUUGAGCAAUACUCAUGAAGUAUUCAGGCUGAGCAAUAGUCAUUAAAUAUUCAGAGCGAGCAACAGUCAUUAUAUAUUGGGGAUGAGCAACAGUCAUCAGAGUGUGCAAAGACCAACAACGCGGAAAAACGUCUGCGCAUGCCUGUGUACUAGAAAAAAUGGCGGGGAAUUUAAAUGUCAAAUUGUAAACAAAAACAUGGCCAUUUAAUUAUUUAAGGUAAGUGAAACAAAGAAAAAAUACACUAGAUGGGUAGUUUAGACAUUAAUAAAAAGUUUUCUAACAUUUAAAAUAAAAAAAGAAACAUCGUUUUAGACCGGGAGGCGUGUGAACAGUUCUUGAAAAAUUGUCGUAUACCGAAUUUAAGACACAAGAGUUGAGCAAAUUAUCAAAGAGUUAACCAUUUGCACAUGCUUAAAUUGUAGAGAAAAUCAUUACCCUUAAACCUAGUCAACGCAAAAAUUGUACAUGCUACGCAAAAAGUUAUUGUGAAAAAUGUGGAUCAUAUGAACCUACGAAAAAAUCUUUGUAUGGUUCAGUUAAAGGGCAUGAUCAACCACAAUGCAAUGCGCGCUUUUGUUGACGUAAUAGAACGUAACAGAAACGUAAACAAACGUACGCAUUGCAUUCCCCUUCAUGCUCCUUUAAUUAAUUAAAGAACUUUUUAUACAAUAAAUUUAUCGACAGUCACUUUUGGUUCAUUUUCUUGCAUAAUACUACAGUACUUCUUGCACAUGUAGACUGUAAUCCCCGAGCCGUUCCGGGCGUAAGGCCGGGGCGAGGGUACUAAUUCCGCCCGGCUAUUUACCAUCGGGGGAAGGAAAGCAUUAGUGAAGUCUAAAUAAAGUUCAUCAAUGAUCGCGGGCGUUGUUGAAGCCAUGGCUUUAGAACACCGUAUUUGUAAUGAAAUCACUCUUCAGUUUCACGUUUAUUAGUGUGAAGUUUCUUCGAAACUUCACUAUACAAUUACUUUAUGGUUUCCGUGUUUGGAUGGCCUGAUCCAAACACGCGGGAAUGUUGCGAGAGUUAAGAAAAGCGCGCGAAACACGAGCCGAAGGCGAGUGAUUUUGCACGCUUUUCUUAACUCGAGCAACAUUCCCAAGUGUUUGGAUCAGGCCAUCCAAACACCGAAACCAUAAAGUAAUUGUUUUAUAAAAUAACAACUUUCCGUGUUAAAAUUUCACUUUAAAAAACUUUCACUUUAAAUUUCCGUGUUUGGAUGGCCUGAUCCAAACACGGGUUUCGACCAAUCAGAGCACGCGUUAUAUACAUGUUAUUUUAUAAAGUAUUGUGAUGACUGGGGGAAAUUCAAACUUAAAAGUCGUUCAGUCAUACAGUAAACUUUCCGGGGGGUGUAUACGAUAUAUGUUCGCAGUGAUUUAUCGUACUUAGUGCUUUGAAGGUUAUUUAGGCAAUUUCAGUUGUCUUAUUUAAAUAUUCUUUUGCCAAGUUUACAAAAAAUUCGAGGAAUUGUUGUCGUUAUUGUAAAUUUUAUAACAUUCGCUUCUCAUGUUGUGUAAAAGGAUCUUUACCCCGGAACACCCGAUUUUUUCUUUAGCAGCGCAAAUGCACAUGCGCUAUCAAGCCGUAGAUCACAAUGGCGUGACGAUGCUAGGAAGGAGCGAGACAGUGUUGUUUUGAAAUGUAUAAACAUUUCAGAUGUGAAUAUUGAGUAAAUCUUCGAGAAUCUACGCAAUAUAUAACGCAAUUGUUUGGUACCUAACUAUUAAUGACAUAAUUAACGAUAGAGACAUGAAAUUAUGGAAAUCUAUCACGGAUAAUUCGAACCAUUGCCCAUAUGACUUGCUUCCACCAGAAAGAACAAGGCAAUUGCGAAACCGUGGACAUAAUUACAUUUUACCACGUAUACGCACUGAGCGUUUUAAGAGUAGUUUUGUAAACGGGUGUCUUUUUAAAUUUAUUUAAAAUUGUAUCAAAUGUAUAUACUAUAUAAGAAUCGGUCAAUGUUGUAAACUCGCACGUUUUGUUGCGCAGUAUGACUUUAAAUAAAGACUUCUAUCUAAAUUGAUGUUAUGCAAGUGCCGAUAUUAUUUAGACGGUAUAUUCAUUUUACAGAGCUAGCAAGGAGCUAGGACAGUGCUUUUUUUCAAGUAGUCUAGGACCUGUAUAUGAGUUUGUAUGCGUUUCAUUUAGCACAGGUAAUCAAAACUGUUUUAGGGUAAAAUGACCAUGGCGGUCAACAUGGCAUAUGUGCCAAAAGCUGAAUCCGGGACGAAAGUCCUGAAAACGACCCCGCCCUGAAACGGCAGUGUCGACAUAGCUCUAACUUCAGAAAACAAAAAGCGAUAGUCUUUCUGAAGUGCUUAUAGUGUUUAGAAGGGUUGCUUUUAGGGGUGGUCAUUGGAAGAAAAAAAUUGUCAAAGUAUAAUAUUUUACAAGAAAAUGACCAUGCACCACCCCAACCGUAAAGGACAUUUCAGAUUUUAUCGAAGCCAGAGCGAGAGUAGCAAACCAUCCUAUUUUCGGGAAAAUAUCCAGUGACGGCAGACGGAACGAUUCUCCAAACCCAAGAAAGCAACCCUUCAAUGUUAAAAACUACGCAACGUUUGGCGAACAAAUCCCACCUACAACAUUUAACAAGAACGUGAAGUGUCCAUCCUGCGAUAAGAAUCAUUGGCUUUCACAAUGCGACACGUUCAAGAGGAUGAAAGUCGACGAUCGAUACAAGUUUGUCCGUGCGAAAGGACUUUGUGUUAAUUGUUUGGUACCUGGUCACUUCGUGCGGGAUUGUCCUAAGAAGAGUUUUGCUAAUUAUGCAUAAAAUAACUAAUAUGCCUGGCAGAAAUUAAAUAUUCUUAUUUCCUAAAAAAAAUUAUCAUGGGGUGAAAAACUAUGCUUAAUUUAAUAUAAAUAUUGUUGAUAUCAUAAGGAUUGUCAUUGUUUUCUUUAAAUAUAAUACAUUUUAUUUCACUUACCCCCCACGAAAACACGAUUUCAGCCAUACUUUGCCGUCUUGUUUGCUUUUUAUCGCCGAGUCUCGCAAAUAUCAUCCAGUUGUU
Paramuricea clavata is the source of this 7839-nucleotide messenger RNA. NCBI's taxonomy places the organism in Eukaryota, Metazoa, Cnidaria, Anthozoa, Malacalcyonacea, Plexauridae. The record is from the annotation of a GenBank genome assembly.